UGUUAUAGAUUCUCGAUAGUUUCAUCUCUAUCCCUAAGGCCGCAUUUUUGCUUAGUUUUCUGGUUUUUGCCAAUUUUUACCAAAAUGUCGAAGGCACAUCCCCCAGAGUUGAAGAAGUACAUGGACAAGCGAAUGAUGCUGAAACUGAACGGAGGACGCGCCGUGACCGGCAUUCUGCGCGGUUUCGAUCCCUUCAUGAACGUGGUGCUGGACGAUACGGUUGAGGAAUGCAAGGACAACACGAAGAACAACAUCGGCAUGGUGGUAAUCCGCGGCAACAGCAUUGUCAUGGUGGAGGCUCUGGACAGGGUUUAACACCCGCCUCGGAUCCCAUUCCCCACAAGGACCUCAAUCGUUAGCCGUAGUGUCUAGUCUUAAGGCUCCGAAAACAUUCAUGCGUUGCACACCUUCAGAAAACACACAAAUGCGUAAAUAAAUUAUAUUAUAAAAAGAGACAAA
Drosophila ficusphila is the source of this 459-nucleotide messenger RNA. It is a transcript of the gene SNRPG, whose product is annotated as probable small nuclear ribonucleoprotein G. Lineage: Eukaryota; Metazoa; Arthropoda; Insecta; Diptera; Drosophilidae. Gene Ontology annotation, molecular function: RNA binding. The transcript has 3 exons. Gene Ontology annotation, cellular component: P granule; catalytic step 2 spliceosome; U2 snRNP. The coding region runs from base 85 to 315 and encodes 76 amino acids. The record is from RefSeq and is a predicted model, not a curated record. Gene Ontology annotation, biological process: mRNA splicing, via spliceosome; spliceosomal snRNP assembly.